GUCCACCACUUGCGCGUGCGCGUCCUACUACUGCUUGCACUGUACCUCGCCUCGGCCGCGGGCUCGGCGUCGGCGUGGCCGUCGUGGCCGUGGCGGCGCACCUUGAGCGGGCAGCACGACUACCGCGACGCGCUCUCCAAGUGCAUCCUCUUCUUCGAGGGCCAGCGGUCGGGCCGGCUGCCGGCGUCGCAGCGCGCCGCGUGGCGGGGCGACUCCGGCCUUACCGACGGCCAGGCGGCGGGCGUCGACCUCGAGGGCGGCUACUACGACGCCGGCGACAACGUCAAGUUCGGCUUCCCCAUGGCCUUCACCACCACCAUGCUGGCCUGGAGCGUGCUCGAGUUCGGCGACGACAUGCCCCGCGACGAGCGCCGCCACGCCGCCGACGCCGUGCGCUGGGGCACCGACUACCUCCUCAAGACCGUCGCCCACCCCGGCGUCGUCUUCAUGCAGGUGGGGGACCCGUGGAAGGACCACGAGUGCUGGGAGAGGCCGGAGGACAUGGACACGGAGCGCACGGUGUACAACGUCACCACGGGGAGGCCGGGGUCGGAGGUGGCCGGGGAGACGGCGGCGGCGCUGGCUGCGGCGUCCAUCGUGUUCCGCGCCGAGGGCGACCGGGAGUACGCCGAGCUGCUGCUGGCCAACGCCAAGAAGGCGUUCGAGUUCGCCGACACGUACAGGGGCGCCUACAGCGACGACCCGGACCUCAAAGCCGCAGGCUGCCCCUUCUACUGCGACUUCGACGGGUAUCAGGAUGAGCUGCUGUGGAGUGCGGCAUGGCUACGGAGGGCCUCUGGCGACGACAAAUUCCAGGAAUACAUCCAGGUUAACGGCAAAACCCUCGGAGCAGAGGACAACAUCAACGAGUUUGGUUGGGACAACAAACAUGCUGGUCUCAACGUUCUUGUUUCCAAGGAGUUCAUAGACGGCGUGGCCCUGUCUAUGCAGUCCUACAAAGAGUCUGCAGAUAGCUUCAUCUGCACGCUCAUCCCAGAGUCGUCAUCGCCGCACAUCCAGUACACGCCUGGGGGCAUGAUCUACAAGCCUGGAGGCAGCAAUAUGCAGCAUGUCACCUCCAUUUCAUUCCUCCUCCUAACCUAUGCCAAGUACCUUUCCAAGUCCUCUCACACUGUUAACUGUGGGGAUAUUUCAGUUGGUCCGGACACUCUUCGACUGCAAGCCAAAAAGCAGGUUGAUUAUCUAUUAGGAGACAAUCCGAUGAAAAUGUCGUACAUGGUCGGGUAUGGCGACCUAUAUCCUCAACGGAUCCACCAUCGAGGAUCAUCCGUGCCGUCCAUCAAGAGCCACCCUGAGCGCAUGGCGUGCAAAGACGGCACGCCUUACUUCGAUUCAUCUAACCCAAACCCUAACCCGCUGGUCGGGGCAGUGGUCGGAGGGCCGGGGGAGGAUGAUGCUUAUGGGGACGAGCGUGCUGAUUUCAGGAAAUCUGAACCAACCACCUACAUCAACGCUCCUUUGGUAGGGGUUCUUGCCUACUUUGUUGGCAACCCAAAUACAGGACAUAUCAGACAUUGA
Lolium rigidum is the source of this 1539-nucleotide messenger RNA. RefSeq names its product endoglucanase 23-like. Gene Ontology annotation, biological process: carbohydrate metabolic process. Bases 301 to 1539 code for a protein of 412 amino acids. NCBI's taxonomy places the organism in Eukaryota, Viridiplantae, Streptophyta, Magnoliopsida, Poales, Poaceae. The record is from RefSeq and is a predicted model, not a curated record. Gene Ontology annotation, molecular function: hydrolase activity, hydrolyzing O-glycosyl compounds. The transcript has 5 exons.